UCUCCGAGUAAGAAAUUAAAGAUAAAUCAUCCCCUAGCAAUAAAUAAGGACGAGGAAGAAGGGAAGGACGAAGACAAGAACGAAGAUGAAGAUGAGAACGAAGAGAAAGACGAGAACAAAGACGAGAGCGAAGACGAGAAGGAAAACGAGAAUGAAGACAAGAACGAAGACGAAAAUGAAGACGAGAACGAGAGCGAAGACGGGACGGAAGACAAGAACGAAGACGAGAACGAAGACGAAGACGAGAACAAAGACCAAAACGAUGACGAGAACGAGGACAAGAACGAAGGUGAAGAUGAGAACGAAGACGAAUAUGAAGACGAGGAUGGGAAGGGAAAAGAGGGAGAACACGAAUGAAAGCUAUAAUUAUCAGCGGAAUGAAAUUGUCUAUGUAGAUGGUUUGAUACAGUUUGCACUGAGUGCUUUGCUUUGGCAGUUUUGAGAACAUUUUGCGUUAGGAAAUAAAUGCUUUGAAAAGAUAGCCUGUUUCAGUAUAUACAUAUUUAUAAAAAAGUGCAGUAAACUGUUUUCCAAACGAGUUCUGUCCAAAAAAAAAAAAAAAUAUAUAAUAUGAACAUUUUAUUGGCGGUACAGAACUUGAAAAUGGCUUUCUAAAAAGCAAACGUUUCACAACAUCCUACUUAAAGCUUUAUCGUCGGACUUUUCUCAGAGUAUUAAACGUCAGAAUAAGGUUCCGA
Molecule: messenger RNA, 698 nt
Organism: Rhopilema esculentum
Lineage: Eukaryota; Metazoa; Cnidaria; Scyphozoa; Rhizostomeae; Rhizostomatidae
Source: RefSeq, a predicted model, not a curated record